Lacerta agilis (Sand lizard) is the source of this 1065-nucleotide messenger RNA. RefSeq names its product peptidyl-prolyl cis-trans isomerase FKBP2-like. Gene Ontology annotation, biological process: protein peptidyl-prolyl isomerization. Lineage: Eukaryota; Metazoa; Chordata; Lepidosauria; Squamata; Lacertidae. The record is from RefSeq and is a predicted model, not a curated record. Bases 172 to 996 code for a protein of 274 amino acids. Gene Ontology annotation, molecular function: peptidyl-prolyl cis-trans isomerase activity. The transcript has 6 exons.
ACCCAGCUCUCCCACAGGGAGGAUUGGGAGUUGGGUGCGGGGAGCCCCGGGGUGGUCAGGGGAAGAGGCGGCGAGGAACCAGAGUUCCCGGCACGGGGCGUCAGCCGCAGCCACUCCGGGGGGAUCUUGGGGCAUGUGGGUCCCCAGAGGGAUCCUGUAAGGGGAGCUGCGAUGUGGGUCCAGAAGGAGUGGUACCGGGACCCUGCGGAGGCUUCUGGGCAGGUCUGGGUGCCCCGCAAGCCAGCCAGGGCCUCUGAUAGGAUGGGGCUGCCGUGGUUGCAACGGGAAGCCAGUCCCCAGGGGAAGCAGAGAGAGUGGAAGCCCGAAUCUAGGGGUGUCAGUUGUUCCCCAGAACGCAGCCAGGUCUGGAUCCCCCGAGAGAAGCCAGCUCCUGCGGGUGGGGGUCCUGGGGAUGUCUGGAUUCACAAGGUGAGGGAUCCUUCUGGGGCUGGGAUCAUGUGGGUCUGGGCCAAGGUGACAAAUUGUAAUGAAGAAGAUGAAGCAGAGGAGACCAGGGUUUGGACCUUCCGUAAGGAGGGCCCUAGGAAAGGGGGGCAAGGAGCUUAUGCGAUGCAGGUGAGCCAGGGAGCAACGUUACUCGCUCUGGCGCUGUGUGCAGUCUUCUCGCUAGUGCUGGGCACGGAAGGCAAACGGAAGCUCCAGAUUGGGGUCAAGAAGCGGGUGGACAACUGCCCCAUCAAGUCCCGCAAGGGUGAUGUGCUCCACAUGCAUUAUACGGGCAAGCUGGAGGAUGGGACAGAGUUCGACAGCAGCCUGACUCGUGAUCAGCCGUUUAUCUUCUCCUUGGGGACUGGACAAGUCAUUAAAGGCUGGGAUCAGGGCCUGCUUGGGAUGUGCGAGGGUGAGAAGAGAAAGCUGGUCAUUCCUUCUGAGCUGGGUUAUGGGGACCGGGGAGCGCCACCCAAAAUCCCAGGUGGCGCAACCUUAAUAUUUGAAGUUGAGCUGCUGAAGAUUGAGCGAAGGCAGGAAUUAUAGCGACAUCUCUUCGGGGGAGGGGGCACACAGGGAGGGGAGGUAAUCUUGAGUAUUUGUUGAUACCGAUGG